This is a messenger RNA of Sinocyclocheilus anshuiensis, 3205 nucleotides long. Its product is annotated as calsyntenin-2-like. Gene Ontology annotation, cellular component: postsynaptic membrane; cell surface. The record is from RefSeq and is a predicted model, not a curated record. Gene Ontology annotation, biological process: positive regulation of synaptic transmission; positive regulation of synapse assembly; homophilic cell-cell adhesion. Gene Ontology annotation, molecular function: calcium ion binding. Lineage: Eukaryota; Metazoa; Chordata; Actinopteri; Cypriniformes; Cyprinidae. The transcript has 18 exons. Bases 86 to 2929 code for a protein of 947 amino acids.
GAGCAACGCACCUUACCUGAAAUCUUUCAGCGACUCUUAUUGGUUCUGCUGUUUAAUUUAGACGUAUUUUUGAACAUCUCAUUGCAUGUUCUUAUUGUGUAAGUGUGAGAGAGAUCAGGAAGAACAGAAGGACCAGAGGAGUUUUACUACAAUGAAACGAAUAUUGAUCCUGAUGCUGCUCGCGCUCGGGCUCGGGCUGUCCUGCGUGCGUGCGCACAGAGUGAAUAAGCACAAGCCAUGGAUCGAGAGCUCAUACCACGGCGUCAUCACAGAAAACACAGAUGCGGUUCUGUUGGAUCCUCCUUUAGUGGCUCUGGACAAAGACGCUCCAGUUCCGUAUGCUGGUGAAAUCUGUGGCUUUCACGUGCAGGGGCUCAGCGCUCCGUUCGAGGCUGUGGUUCUGAACCGCACGUCAGGAGAGGGCCGUCUGCGGGCGCAUGGACCGAUCGACUGCGAGCGACAGAGAGAGUUCACCUUCAUCGUUCAAGCUCACGACUGUGGCACGGGACCGGAGGGACACGCAGAGAGGAGAUCACACAAGGCUGUGGUGCAUGUGCAGGUGGGAGAUGUGAAUGAGUUUUCCCCCAUGUUUGGUCAGUUGGAGUAUCACGGCUCGGUGACGGAGGGCAAAGUGUAUGACAGUAUUCUGCAGGUGCAGGCAUCAGACCAGGACUGCUCUCCACAAUACAGCCAGAUCUGCAACUACCAGAUCACCUCUCAGGACACAGCCUUCGCUAUAGACCGCAACGGUCACAUCAGGAACACAGAGAGCCUGAGCUUUGAUAAGAAGUCACAUUAUAAAAUCCGUGUGACGGCGUUCGACUGUGGUCAGAAGAGAGCGGCGCAGGACGCUGUCGUACACAUCCACGUCAAGCCCAUCUGCAAGCCUGGAUGGCAGGGCUGGAGCAAGCUCGUUGACUAUGAACCAGGAAUGGGCAGUAAGCUGUUAUUUCCCAAGAUGCACCUGGAGACAUGUGCGGGAUCGGUGUCGUGGAUCAGGACCACAGUGGAGCUGGAGACGAGCGGUGCUGGGAGAGGCUGUGACAGACAGUCUUACUCUGAACGAUCCUUACAGAAGCUCUGCGGAGCUUCAUCAGGCAGCACAGAUCUUCUGCCGGCCUCCAGCAGUGUUUUUAAUUGGACGGUGACUCUUGUGACGGAUGGUGGCCGGGACAGUGACCUCACAUACCGAUUUGAUGGUCGUCAAGCUGCCAAGAUCCCAGACUGGGUCGUCCCACAGAAUCUAACCCAUCAGUUCACCAUAACCACAUGGAUGAAGCACGGCCCGAGUCCAGGACAGAGAGCCGAGAAAGAAACGCUGCUCUGCAACUCUGACAAAACAGAGAUGAACCGACACCAUUACUCUCUGUAUGUGCAUAACUGCAGGCUGGUUUUCCUGCUGAGGACGGACUACACUCAGACAGACUCCUUCAGACCGGCUGAAUUCCACUGGAAAUUAGAGCAGAUCUGUGAUAAGGAGUGGCAUUAUUACGUCAUCAGCGUCGAUUUCCCAGUGGUGACUCUAUAUGUGGACGGCGUGACCUAUGACCCGUACCUGGUAACAGAUGACUGGCCCAUCCACUCCUCUCAGAUCGACGUGCAGCUCACUGUAGGAGCCUGCUGGCAAGGUGGUGAGGUCUCUAAAGCAAAGUUUACGCAGUAUUUCAGAGGCAGUUUGUCUGGACUGAUGAUACGACCAGGAAAGAUCGAAAACCAGAAGAUCAUCUCCUGCCUACAGGCCUGCAAAGAAGGAUUGGAAAUCACCUCACUGGAGAGCCUCGGACAGAGGAUAAAGUUUCAUCUGAAUCCCGCUCAGUCUCUGGUGGUGAUGGAGGGAGAGGAUCUGGAGCAGAUGAACGCCGCACUGAGAAAAGUUUCUUACAUCAACUCUCGGCAGUUUCCCACCAAGGGAGCGCGUCACCUCCGGAUCUCAACGGCAGUGCAGUGUUUCGGGGAGGAUGUGUGUAUUUCCGUCCCUGAUAUUGAGGCGGUUGUCAUGGUAAUGCAGCCUAGUGAACCAUGCAUCACAAUCACUGGGGCGGAGCACCUGACCGUCCCCGCCUCCGACCUUGCCCUCGGCCUAUCCCUAUUCAGAGAUUUGCAUAUCAUCAGCACAGUAACAAAAAGCGACGGACAGACAAACACAGAUCACAGGUCAGGUGCAUUUAAGGAAAUCACACAUAAUCUGGACUACUGUGACAUCAUGGUGUUGGGGGAGGAGUUAAGGGCGGGGCUAGAGAGUCUGGAACUGCACCAUAGCGCCUUAUUGGGCAAACACCUGGAAUAUGCCAACUCCAGCACUGGCAUGUCCAUAUAUGGUCUGGACUCCAUCUCUCACUACACAGAGGUGAUCGGACAGGUGCGUUAUCAGAGCCGUCGGGCUGUCGAUUCUGUCCGCACCUUCAAACUCACCUGUUCUGAACUCAGCGGACAUUACACCAGCGAUCAGUAUACAUUACAGGUCAACAUCCUUCACAGUGAGGAAGCUAUUGAACAUGUCAGUCAUGCGAUUGCUCCACCCAAAUACAUGCAAAUUAUUCAUCCUACAGUCAUAGAAUCUAACAGCUACAGCAUAGUCGUACCUGCCGUUGCUACUGCAGUCAUUGUGCUGUGUAUCGCCGCCCUGCUGGUGGUGCUGCUGAGUGUUUACCUCUUCAACCAACCACAAAACCAAGAGCACAUUCACACGCACACGCUGCCAGAGAAACAAGCGGACUGUGACGGAUCCUCUCUCUCCAUCACUGUCAACCCUCUGGAGAGCUUUCAGGAGCUUCAGUCAGCAGAAGUAACUGAGGAGGAAGAGGAAGAAGACGAGGAAGAGGACUGUGAUAUCUCUAGUACCGACUCAGACAGCGAUGAAGAGGAAACUACCACGUCUUUCAUACAUCAUCAAACAAGGAUGCAAUGGGGAACAUCAACAUUACACUGAUGAAAACACAUUCACACAAACACAACGCUCUACCUGUAGCAUUCUAGUGACCUGCAAUACACGCGAGUUGACGUGCAAACACACUUCGAAAGACUUUGAAACAGCUCUGAUCCUUUGUGAUACUGUUUUUGGUGUGAGGUGACAAACUAAUAAAAGUCCUGCAUCCCGUCUGAUCCCUUUACACUCUCUGUCUCUACCGCUGGAGGACAAAAACAAAAUAUGAGACAGUGAAGUCACAGAAGAAACUCGAGCAGCCGCCUGUUCAGGCUUUUGAUU